This is a messenger RNA of Rhinolophus ferrumequinum (greater horseshoe bat), 3362 nucleotides long. RefSeq names its product TBCC domain containing 1 (gene TBCCD1). Bases 813 to 2486 code for a protein of 557 amino acids. The record is from RefSeq and is a predicted model, not a curated record. Gene Ontology annotation, biological process: maintenance of centrosome location; maintenance of Golgi location. NCBI's taxonomy places the organism in Eukaryota, Metazoa, Chordata, Mammalia, Chiroptera, Rhinolophidae. Gene Ontology annotation, cellular component: spindle pole centrosome. The transcript has 10 exons.
GCCAAAAGAGGGCACCAAGAUCCAAGAAGUUCCCCCACCCGCCCUCGGACUCUCCACCAAUCGGGAGGCUCCUCCUUCAGCACUGACCAAUUGCGGGAGGAAAGUUUGAGCCUGGUUACUAGUCUUGGAAUUUCAUUCAUAUGGAACUACACGCUGGAGGCGUGUAGGCAAAAUGGGCGGGGACAAUUACUCCACGCCGACAGUACCCCGGAGGCAAUGCUUAGGAGAUCUUAUUACUAUACCUUCUCCUGACCUCCAAGGAGAAAAUUGUCUCGGUUUCACAGAGAAGAGACCGUGGAGACAGACCGAGGUGCGGAUUCAGCUUCCACCACUUCUUAAAGCAGCUACUGCCUAACCACAGUUCUGUGGAACACUAAAAGACUUCCUACUCUCCUGAGUUGAAAGGUGUGAUCCCAGAAAGCGGGGGUUGGCUCCGGAUCCCAGUCUCCAGGGCUCUUGGCCUUCGCCAAAUUUUUCUCAGACCGGUGGAGAAGCGAUCGGCCACUCUAGCAGCGUAGUCCUCCGGUUCUCGGUGGUGCAAGGCAUCGCGCUUGCGCGGUGGAUGCGGCGGCGGCGGUCAAAGGGCGGGCCACUGCAGCAGGGCGCAGGGCGCCGCGGCGCGUGGAAAGGUGCGGUGGCACCGCCCGCCUUCGCAGAGAUUUCCCCCAAAACUGGGUUCCUAAAGUGCAUUUGUAAGCAACACAGUUCUCAAGUCAGACAGAAUUGAAUUCUAAUCCAGAGCUGUGCCAAUUUAAGUAUGUGACUUUGGGUAUGCAAAGAAGCCUUAUCACACACAUGUCUUUUGAGAUAAUAUGGACCAGUCCGGAGUUCUCCUUUGGGUGAAAGCAGAACCCUUUAUAGUGGGCGCCUUGCAGGUCCCUCCUCCAUCCAAAUUCAGUCUUCACUAUCUCAGGAAGAUAUCCACCUAUGUGCGAACCCGAGCCACAGAGGGAGCUUACCCACGCCUGUACUGGUCUACAUGGAGGCACAUUGCAUGUGGGAAGCUGCAGUUGGCUAAGGAUCUGGCAUGGCUUUACUUUGAAAUAUUUGAUAGUCUUGCAGUAAAGACACCGGAGGAGCGCCUGGAGUGGUCUGAGAUUCUGUCCAACUGCACAUCUGAGGAGGAAGUUGAAAAGCAGAGAAAUCAGCUUUCAGUGGACACCUUGCAGUUUCUGCUCUUCUUGUACGUACAGCAGUUAAAUAAGGUCUCUCUGAGGACAUCUUUGAUUGGAGAAGAGUGGCCUAGUCCCAGAAACAGAUCUCAGUCUCCUGACCUGACUGAAAAAUCCAGUUGUCAUAAUAAGAACUGGAAUGAUUAUAGUCACCAAGCUUUUGUCUGUGAUCAUCUGUCAGAUCUCCUUGAGCUGCUUUUAGAUCCAGAACAACUCACUGCAUCCUCUCAUUCGGCCCAUAGUAGUCUCGUCUCACGAGAAGCUGUUGUGGCGCUCAGCUUUCUUAUUGAAGGUACAGUGAGCAGAGCCAGGAAGAUAUAUCCACUUCAUGAACUUGCUCUGUGGCCACCCCUACAUGCACAAAGUGGCUUCUCAAAGAUCUCUAAGACGUUUUCUUUCUACAAGCUGGAAGCCUGGUUGAGAGCCUGCUUGACUGGGAAUCCCUUUGGUACAUCUGCUUGCCUCAAGUCUGGAAAGAAAUUAGCUUGGGCUCACCAAGUUGAAGGGACGACCAAAAGAGCUAAGAUUGCUUGUAAUACUCAUGUGGCCCCUCGGAUGCACCGCAUGGUGGUGAUGAGCCAGGUUUACAAGCAGACCUUGGCCAAAAGCUCAGACACUCUGGUGGGGGCACAUGUAAAGAUUCAUCGUUGCAACGAAUCUUUUAUAUAUCUGCUCUCUCCCUUACGAUCCGUGACAAUUGAGAAGUGCAGGAAUAGCACCUUUGUCCUGGGCCCUGUACAGACUGCUCUUCACCUCCACAGCUGUGACAACGUUAAAGUGAUUGCUGUUUGCCAUCGUUUGUCCAUCUCUUCUACAACAGGCUGUGUCUUUCACAUUCUAACCCCUACACGCCCACUUAUUCUCUCUGGGAACCACACAGUAACUCUUGCCCCUUUUCAUACCCAUUAUCCAAUGCUGGAGGAGCAUAUGGCCAGGACGGGCCUCGCUACCGUGCCCAACCAUUGGGAUAAUCCAAUGAUUGUGUGCAGAGAGAACAGCAACACAAGUGUCUUUCGACUCUUACCACCAUGUGAAUUCUAUGUGUUUAUUAUUCCAUUUGAAAUGGAAGGGGACACAACAGAGAUACCUGGGGGUCUUCCAUCUGUGUAUCAGAAAGCACUGGGGCAAAGAGAACAGAAGAUCCAGAUCUGGCAGAAAACGGUGAAGGAGGCUCAUUUGACAAAGGAUCAAAGGAAGCAGUUCCAGGUACUUGUGGAGAAUAAGUUUUAUGAGUGGCUGAUCAAUACAGGACAUCGCCAGCAGCUGGACAGCCUGGUGCCCCCUGUGGCAGGUUCCAAACAAGCAGCAGGAUAAAUUCCUACGUCAGAAUACUGGGCCCUGGAAACAGGAGGAUGAAUGGAAGAUCAUACACAUCUUGAAACUAAAUGUGGAGGGUGCUGUUGCUGCUUAAGAGACUUUGGGGCUUUUUCUUCCUAUUUAAGACCUUUCCUUGAUUUCCAUUCCAUACUCAUUUGUUACCAUUUAGGUUGAAUUUUAUGUAAACUUCUGACUAUCAUAUAAACAUAUGGUUUAUAGAACAUCAGAAGACUUAUCUUUGUGAUGCCAAAAUGAAAAAGUUGUUGACGGCAAUCUCAUUGUACAUAUGUUGAUAUUAAAGUGAUUGAAUGUAGAUUUGCAAGUAAACUUCAUAUUUUAAUUUGUAUGAUGAAAGGGUUUUAUCCUUUCUAGAGUUAAGAGUUUUAUAGUUAUUUGUAACUAUUUAAAAGAAAAUUGCUAUUCUUUUUUUAUUAAAAUAAAUGGAAAGAAAGUGUUAUAUGUUGGUAUAAAAAUAUAGCAGAAAUAGUUUUAUAUGAAGAUAUUUUAGUUCUUAAAGUAUGAAACUUAAACUGUGUAAAAUCUUUAUUUUUUAUUUUCUACUUCAGAUUUUCAAUAAACAAGCUCUAAAAAUUAAUUUUAUCAUUUUGAUAGAAAGAUAAAGCUUUGCUUUUAACUUUAGAAAAGGUCUCUAAUGUUCUGGGAUGUUAUAUCAAAAUAAAGUUUACAUUUGAUUGGGAAAGCUGUGUUCUUUAAUAUAAAGUAAAACAAUUAUCAAAUUAGUAAAAUGAAUCUACGGAUAAAUAUUAUUUCAAAUGCUCACUGUCCAUUUAAUUAGCAACGAGAGAGAGAGAGAGAGAGAGAGGUUUUCAUUUUAGGAUGCAAUUCAAGCAAGCAGAACAUUACCAAAUAAAG